UAAUGUGAUUUGUCGAAUUCAGAUAUUUAAAUCAAGUGUCCGUUGCGCAACCUUUUAGCUCGUUCUUCCUUGUUGGUAGUGGACUAAACCUUAGCUUAACUUCACUCAAGUAUUUUACCAGUGAUUUACAUGAUCUUUGACACAAAGACCCAGAAGUCUACAUUUCUAUGAUAUUAACAUGUGAGAAUUUUGAGGAAAAUGAUUGGAUUUCCGGAGAACCGCAGUAGCCAAUCAGAGGGACGGAAUCGUUUAGUUUCCUGAUUACGUCCUAAAUUCCUCUCCAAUCAUUAACCGCAGUGUUUACAGCCCAGUCCGAAGAAGUUAGUGUACUGCUUGUUGUUUGUUUGUUUGUUUGUUUGCUUGCUUCCUUGCUUGACUUCUCUCAUCGCUUUCGGCGUUCUCGUCAUCGUGAUCAUGCAAGCCUUGAGGAACUUUUUUAGACCAUGGUCAUCUGCUGUGAAGUUGGAUGGCAAGACUGUAGUGAUUACUGGCGCUAAUACUGGGAUUGGAAAGGAGACUGCCAUUGAUUUGGCCAAAAGAGGUAUGCGGGUCAUCGUAGCCUGCAGAGAUAUGGAGAAAGCUGAUGCAGCUCUGAAAGAGAUCAUUGAAGUUUCUGGGAAUCCGAAUGUUGUCUGCAAAAAACUUGACCUGGCUGAUUCCAACUCCAUCAGAGAGUUUGCCCAGAAUAUCAAUAGCGAGGAGAAGCAGCUCAAUAUCCUGAUUAACAAUGCUGGAGUGAUGGCAUGUCCAUAUGGUAAAACAGCAGAUGGUUUUGAGAUGCAAAUCGGAGUCAACCACAUGGGUCACUUCCUCCUGACAUUUCUAUUAAUUGACCUGCUUAAAAGAUCAGCUCCAGCUCGGAUCGUCACUGUGUCAUCCAUGGCGCAUAAGUGGGGGACCAUCAAUCUGGAUGACAUAAACAGUGAGAAGAGUUAUGAUAAAUCAAAAGCUUACAGCCAGAGCAAACUGGCCAAUGUGCUCUUCACUCGCUGCUUAGCCAAAAAACUACAGGGUACAGGUGUGACGACAUAUGUCCUUCACCCUGGUGUUGUGCAGACAGAACUGUGGAGGCACCUGAGUCGACCCCAACAGGCAGCUGUGUGGUUGGUCAAGCCCUUUACCAAGACAGCAGUGCAGGGAGCUCAAACCACUAUCUACUGUGCAGUAGCUCCUGAGCUGGAGACAGAGAGUGGCAACUAUUACAGUGACUGUGCACCUGCAAGCUGCUCUAGUGCUGCUAUGGAUGAUGACAUGGCACAGCGACUUUGGGACCUUAGCUGCCAGAUGCUCAAGAUAACAUGGGAUUAAAUCUUCUGACUGGUUUUUGUAAAGCAAAUAGCUCAGUGCAGUUUCCCAGUAGAGUCUUAAAGUGCCCAAGAAAUGGCUUCAUGACCAUGAUUUGAUUGCAUUUGUUUUUAUAUUGACAUUUUCUUGUAAAACAGGAGAUCAGGGUGGGAGUAUGUCGAUGGGCUUGACUUGUACACUACAUCUCCUUACUCUUAACGUAUCGCUUAUUAAUGACCACUAAUCAAAUAGUAGGGUUUCUUAUAUAAUAUUGAAGUUGAAGACAUGCUCUUGAUAGUUCUGAUUGAAAUGCAUAGACAUGACAGUGCAGGAUCUAUGUAAUGAUAUUAUCAGCAAUAAUUUGAGUGAAAAGUAGAAUCUUACACGUAUUUACAUAAAUUUCAGAGUUUCUUAGUAUUUGGUACGUCCCUUGACAGUGUGCACACAGACCACAGACCAAAUCCAUCAGCAUGUCAUCUGAACACGUGCUUCAGUGGAAGGGAUAAGACUCGGAAAAUCUGUCCUUUUCUAACAAAGCAGUUAACAUGGUCAAUAUCACAAAUUUGCUUAAAUUUAAAUAGUGACCUAUUAAUUGUGCAACAUCUGUAACCAUGCAGUGUCUGUAAAUAAUGAAAAUGGAAAAAAAAAAAUUAGUCUUGAUCUGUAUUCUCUUAAGUAUUGUUUUAUUGCAAUGCUUUUUUGUCUCCUCUGGGAUUUUUUUUCUUGAACUUAACAUGGCUGCAUUUAGACAGCAAAACAAAAUAUUAAACAUACACACAUACUUGGGUGUAAUACAGUACCACUAUCUGUAUUUAUACCUGUAUCUGUUUAGUGCUCCCAAUAUUCAUAUCUGUAUUUGAAUACAAAGUGGCGUAAACCUAAUUAAAUAUGAAUCCUACCACCAUGCCUAUGGAAACACUGGACAACAUUGGAACUGUCACUAUGGUCCAUGAAUUGCACUAUUAGUAAUUUUGUAUUGUGUGUAUUAUUUUCUUAUGUCCUUAAUAUAUGUAAUAGGCUGCUGGAGGAUUCACAGAGUAAGAAUUUCAUUGUAUGGUGUAACAGACUGUUCCCUGUACAUAUGACGAUAAACUCUUGAAUCUUGAA
Molecule: messenger RNA, 2391 nt
Organism: Pangasianodon hypophthalmus (striped catfish)
Lineage: Eukaryota; Metazoa; Chordata; Actinopteri; Siluriformes; Pangasiidae
Gene: rdh12l
Product: retinol dehydrogenase 12, like
Exons: 7
Coding region: 415-1308 (297 amino acids)
Source: RefSeq, a predicted model, not a curated record